Molecule: messenger RNA, 5199 nt
Organism: Knipowitschia caucasica
Lineage: Eukaryota; Metazoa; Chordata; Actinopteri; Gobiiformes; Gobiidae
Source: the annotation of a GenBank genome assembly
AUGAAUAAGGGGUGGCUUGAGCUGGAGAGUGAUCCAGGGUUGUUUACUCUUCUUGUGGAGGAUUUUGGUAUCAAGGGAGUACAAGUAGAAGAAAUAUACGACCUUCAGAGCAAAUGUCAAAGCCCUGUAUAUGGAUUCAUCUUUUUGUUCAAAUGGAUUGAGGAACGGCGUUCACGAAGAAAAGUAAACACUUUGGUUGAUGAGACCUCUGUUAUCGAUGAAGACAUUGUAAAUGAUAUGUUCUUUGCUCAUCAGCUUAUCCCUAACUCAUGUGCCACCCAUGCUUUAUUGAGUGUGCUUCUUAACUGCAGUGGGGUUGAGCUUGGCACAACUUUAAGUCGUAUAAAAGCUUUCACCAAAGGCUUCAGCCCAGAGAGCAAAGGAUAUGCAAUCGGAAAUGCUCCAGAGCUUGCUCGAGCACACAACAGCCAUGCAAGACCAGAGCCAAGGCAUCUGCCCGAGAAACAAAAUGGUAUCAGUACAGUGCGGACCAUGGAAGCCUUCCACUUUGUCAGCUAUGUGCCCAUAAAAGACCGCCUUUUUGAGCUGGAUGGGCUCAAGGCAUACCCUAUUGAUCAUGGUCCCUGGGGGGAAGAUGAGGAGUGGACUGACAAAGCACGACGGGUUAUCAUGGAGAGGAUUGGAUUGGCCACUGCAGGUGAACCAUAUCAUGAUAUUCGCUUCAACCUAAUGGCAGUAGUGCCUGACCGCAGGAUAAAAUACGAGUCCAAACUUGAAAUUCUUAAAAGAAAUCGACAAACUGUUCUGGAGGGUUUGCAAAAGAUGAUCCAACUAACACAAACUGAAGCUGCUCAAGAAAAGAAACGGCAAGACGCUGCUUCUCCUGAGGAAGUUACUGGGACUAUCAAGAAAGAGGUUGAAGUUGAACAAACUGCCUCCCAAGCUGGUGGUCCAAUAUCAGACUCAAUAGAACAAGCCAAAGCCCCCAGUCCUUCAAGUAGUUCUAAAGUCAUGGCCAAACCCACCGCCCCCGUAGGAAGAGUGACCAGUCCAUGCCCCAUUGUACAACGCCUGCCAGCUUUCCUAGACAAUCACAACUAUGCCAAGUCUCCAAUGCAGGAGGAGGAGGAUCUGGCUGCUGGAGUUGGUCGUAAUCGAGUUUCUGGAACUCCACAGCCCUCGUAUUCUGGUGAUGAAGAUGACUAUGAAGAUGAAGAAGAACCAGUUCCAGGUUCUACUAGCACACCCAAUAGUAGGUUUAGAAGGAAGCAGAGCCUCCGGUCAAGAACUGGAAGAGUUACGACUGGAAUGGAGAGCCAACUUGCCCUGAGUGUCUUGGCUGAAAAACUAAAGAAAGAAGCCCAGAGGAAAGAUGCUUUAAAUGCACCCCUUUCAGUUCGCACAGAAGGCCGUACUGGGGGCGUCUCCAUCACAUCUGCUUCUCAGCCUUCCCCAACACCAAGCAACGAAAGUACUGACACUGCCUCUGAGAUUGGAAGCGCUUUUAACUCCCCUCUGCGCUCACCUGCUCGCUCCCAAGCUGCCACACGUCCCUCCAGUCCGGUUGCAUCCCAUUUGUCACGAGUGCUUUUUGGAGAAGAUGAGCUCUUGAGGCUAGACUCCAGACAUAAUCGUGCCGUGCGAGACCUAGGUCCUUCUAUCAGCAUAGCCUUGUUGCAACUUCAGGAGGAUGGAGUCAUGUUCUCUCUCCUGCCAUCUGGAGAUAUUGUUGCAGAUGGUACUAAGCAGCUAUGCACUCCUAAGAAGUUAAAAGAUGAUGAACAGAUAGUCAUUAUUGAUGUGGAAAAGAAGGAAGACAUUGCUCCAGAUGAGGGUCCUUCUGUGGAGGUGAAGGAAGAGGUUGUGAAAGAGGAGAGCGAAGAGAAACCAUGCCAGGAAAACCUAAAUGAGAUCAUAGCAGACACUAAAUCCCCUGGAGAUAAAUAUUCACCCAAAGAGCUGCUUGCACUGCUUAAGUGUGUCGAGGCUGACAUAGCUAAUUAUGAGGUGUACCUGAAGGAGGAAGUUGAAAAACGAAAGAAAUACAAAAUUGAUGACCAGAGGAGAACUCAUAAUUAUGAUGAAUUUAUCUGCACCUUUAUAUCAAUGCUAGCCCAAGAAGGAAUGUUGGCUAGCCUUGUGGAGCAGAAUAUCUCUGUGCGUCGUCGUCAAGCCACCGCUCAACCAUCUCCGACACCAUCUCUCUGCGUCGAGGAGCGUCCCGACACGAUGGGGAACGAGGCGAGCAUGGAGGGGGAGGCUCAAGCGGGGCAGGCCGGUGGCGCGGUGCCUUCUCCGGGGGCUCCGGCUUCCAUUUCAGCACCAGCGGACUGUGGACAGCUCACCAAGCCCAGUAACGGAGCGCCAGCUGGAGGAAGUGGGGCUGCAACCGGCCCGGGGAUUAACAGAGCUCCACCGUCUGAUCCUGGGCAGAAAACUGUUGUCCAAACUGAACACCAGGGGACAGGAGACAGACUGGCCUCACAUGGGACAGACCAGAAGUCCCGGAUGACACUGCAGGUGGACUCCACCGGCAGCAGGACGGGGAGAUCUCCCUCGGUGUCUCCUGAUCGCAGCGCCCCCUCCUCCCCCUACUCUGUUCCUCAAAUUGCUCCCAUGCCCAGCAGCAAACUGUGCCCUGUUUGCAAAACCACAGAUCUAAUGGGCAAUGGGGACAACAAGCCCAGCGCCAACACCUGCACCCAGUGUCGCUCCCUGGUGUGCAGCCAGUGUGGCUUCAACCCCAACCCACACCUGACAGAGGUGCAGGAGUGGCUGUGUCUAAACUGUCAGAUGCAGCGAGCCAUGGGGAUGGACAUGAACACACCGCGCUCCAAGAGUCAGCAGUCGCUCCACUCCCCGUCAGCAGCCAAAUCAGACGUUCCUCCACAUCCUUCGCCCCAGUCGCGACAGCCUUCCCAAACACAACCUGGACCCAAACCUCAGCAACCCCAACCACAGCACCAGCAGCAAACAAGGCCCUCUGCUGCUAUGGCCAAGGCUCCCUCUCAACCAGACCUUUCUCGGGCCUCGCCGGCCCAUCAACCACAACCCCCCAGACAGGACCACACCCGGAGUGCAGGGAGCUCACCAUCGCGGCAACCCCCUCCUCCAGAGCAGACUUUUGGGAAGUUGUUCGGCUUCGGUGCAUCUCUGUUAAACCAAGCCAGCACUCUCAUAUCAGAAACCAUUGAAACAAUUGAACCCCAACAGCAGCAAUCCCCCAAACCCAGCCCCAAACCCAGCCCAAGCACUGGGUCGUUGGCUGGGAAAGCGCCAGGACCUCAACAACCCAGGGGUCCCCAACAGCAGCCGCAACAACAGCCGCAACAGCUCCCUCCACAGCCUGAGCCUAAAGCCAAAGUGUGUUGUCCUCUGUGUAAGACCACGCUGAAUGUGGGAUGCAGUUCUGAGGCGCCCAACUACAACAUAUGCACACAGUGUAACGCUCAAGUGUGCAACAUGUGCGGUUUCAACCCCACCCCUCACAUCGUCGAGAACAAAGAAUGGCUGUGCUUGAACUGCCAGACGCAGAGGGCCCUCUCAGGAAGUUUGGGAGAUCUUCCAACAUCUGUUCCUCAGCCGAUGGGGUCGCCCCGACAUCCUACACCAGCCAUUCAACAUCCACCUGCUCAUCAAAUCCCCAAUCAGGCCACAGGGCUUAGGCCCACAGGUCCUCACCAACAGAAAGCUCCGGGUCACCAAGGCCAGGAUAAACCUGCAAAGACCAGCUCUAAACCUGCAAAAGAAGAUGUCAAGACUCCACCAAAAAAGACACCGGCAGAGCCUGACACUUCACGUAAAGACGCUAAGAUUGACGAGGAUUCACAGAUGUCAAGACACCAAGACUACACCAAAUCAAGUACGCAGAGUUUGAGUGACACUGGAUACUCAUCAGAUGGCAUCUCUGGUUCCUUGGGAGAAAUCACGGGCCAGAUCCAGGAGGAAAGCAUUAAACUCAACGCCUCAGUUCCCUCAGAUAUCACAAAACUGGAGAGUUCUAUGAAACCUCUGCUGGAGCCAGAGUUAAAGAACAGGCCCCACUCACUGUCUGUGGGAGACUACAGUCCAGAAGAUGAUGCAGCAAGAGAUGAAUCAGAAGAUGACUUAAGCUGCAAACUUCGACAUGAUUAUGUGGAAGACAGCAGUGAAAGUGGUCUCUCGCCAUUACCAGUCAGACAGAAGAAGUCACACAAGGACCAAACAGAUGAAGAAUAUAUGAGGAGGCAAAUCAUGGAGAUGAGUGCUGAUGAAGAGGAAACAGAUGAAUAUGGAGUACAGAAAACCAAAAGAAUCCACAAAAGCAGUGCUGAUCAGGGUAAAGAAAGACGAAAGUUAUCACACCAGUCAAAUAGCUUUGAAGAUGACCCCAAGGCAGCAGAAGCUAGAACAGAAGAAGAUGGUUUAAUGGCUCAAGGUGGGCUCAGACGAUUUAAGACUAUUGAGCUCAAUAAUACAAACAGCUACAAUAGAGAUAUAGAGCUUAGCACAGAGCAUGACUUAAGGGAACCGGAGCUUGAAAUGGAAAGUUUGACUGGUUCGCCAGAAGAAAGGUCCAAGGGGGACUAUUCAUCCACUCUGCCGGCUACUACACCCAGCUACAACUCUGGGACCUCCCCCACAUCUGUAUCAUCGAUGGAAGAUGACAGUGACAGCAGUCCCAGUCGCAGAGCAAGAUUAGAAGAAGCGAAGCAGCAGAGAAAGGCAAGACACCGCUCCCAUGGGCCAUUGCUCCCCACAAUUGAAGACUCGUCGGAAGAAGAUGAGCUUCGAGAGGAGGAGGAGCUUCUCAGGGAACAAGAACAAAUGAGAGACUUAGAACAACAAAGAAUCAGAAGUACAGCUCGGAAAGCCAAACGAGACAAGGAGGAGCUUAGGGCACAGAGACGCCGGGAAAGAUCUAAAACUCCUCCAAGUAAUCUUUCUCCAAUUGAGGAUGCAUCCCCAACAGAGGAGCUCCGACAAGCUGCUGAGAUGGAAGAACUUCACAGAUCCUCAUGUUCUGAAUAUUCCCCUUCAAUGGACUCUGAGGCUGAGGGGUUCGAGGUCCUAGUCCUCCUAUUUCCCCCACUACCUCCCCUGCCCAAAGCCCAACACAUGUACCAUCUUCCCGGCCUUCGAGUGGUAGACAAUUGCCCUCAGUGCCAGGAGGCCCUUCAGCUGCUGCAACACAAUCACCUCAAAGAGCAAUGCCACCCAGGCUUUCCCGCCAACAGUCCUCUCAAGAGACACCGGUAA